ACAAACAAACAAACAAACAAACAAACGAGAAAUUCGGCCACAACAACGACAACAAAAGCCAGCCUCCAACCCCCCCCCCCCCCCCCCCCAACCCUCUGUCCUUUUAUUCUGACGCUUUUUCCGAGCGUCACAUCCCGCCGGGCUGCAGGAAUGUAGAGACGGGGGUGCUUUUAAAAAUAGCAUCCUCGGCUGUGACAGCGCUGCUCCGGAGGCUCCGCAGCACUGUGCUGCGAGAAGCAGGAAUGCGAAGAUGGCUGCAGACCUGGGAGAGCUUCUGGUCCCGUUCAUGCCCACCAUCAGAGUCCCCAGGACCGGAGACAGGGUUUUCAAGAGCGAGUGCGCCUUUUCCUUCGACUCUCCCGAGUCCGAGGGGGGCCUGUAUGUGUGUAUGAACACAUUCCUGGGCUUUGGUCGGGAACAUGUGGAGAGGCAUUAUCGCAAAACAGGACAGAGCGUUUACAUGCACCUCAAGCGGCAUGUCAAAGAGAAAGCCACAGGAGCUGCAGGAGGCGCCAUCCCCAGACGAAGAAAUGGAAAAGUUUUCCUCGAUUUAGAGCUUAACCGUGAUUUUAACGGCGAGGACUAUGAGUAUGAGGAUGAGGCCAAGCUCGUCAUUUUUCCAGACCACUUCGAGAUCCCUUUACCAAAUAUUGAGGAGCUGCCUGCUCUGGUCAGUGAUCCGGUGCUGUUUAUGUGCAUGCCUGUGGGUGAGAUGCACUCGGUGGUGACCAUUGCCUGUGACGCAGUGCUCAAUGCAUCAUCGGCUUACAAGAAGCAGGAACCUGAGUCCUGGGAUGAGGAGAUCCAGGUCUCCAGACAUGCCAGAAGCCUGAGGCAGCUCGAUAACGGGGUGCGGAUCCCACCCAGUGGCUGGAAGUGUCAGAAAUGUGAGAUGAGGGAAAACCUGUGGCUGAACCUGACGGAUGGAGCAGUGUUCUGCGGGAAGUGGUUCUUCGACGGGAGCGGGGGUAAUGGCCAUGCUCUGGAGCACUACAGGGAAACCAACUACCCCCUGGCCGUGAAACUGGACACCAUCACCCCAGAUGGAGCAGACGUCUACUCAUUUGAGGAGGAAGAAGCGGUCUUGGACCCUCACAUAUCAGAGCACUUGUCCCACUUUGGAAUCGACAUGCUACAGAUGCAGAAACGAACAGAGAAUGGACAUCACACAGACAAUAACCCCCGGCCGCGGGUCAGCGAGUGGGAGGUGAUCCAGGAAUCGGGUAUGAAGCUGAAGGCUGUGUAUGGUUCUGGUUACACGGGCAUCAAAAACCUGGGCAACAGCUGCUAUCUAAGCACAGUCAUGCAGGUUCUCUUCAGCAUCCCGGACUUCCAGAGAAUGUAUGUGGGUAAUCUUCAGAGGAUAUUCGACUAUUCACCCCUUGACCCCACCCAGGAUUUUGCCACACAGAUGGCUAAACUGGGACACGGGCUGCUCUCAGGCCAGUACUCCAAACCACCCAUGAAAUCUGAGCUCAUUGAACAGGUGAUGAAAGAAGAACACAAGGUAUUAAACGGGCACCUGCAGAAGGGUAUCUCUCCUCGGAUGUUGAAGGCACUGGUCAGCAGGGGACACCCAGAGUUUUCCUCUAACAGACAACAAGAUUCCCAUGAGUUUCUCCUGCACAUGAUCAACCAGGUGGAGAGGAACAGCGCAGGCUCUGAGAACCCAAGCGACGCGUUCCGCUUCUUGGUGGAGGAGCGGAUCCAGUGCUGCCAGUCCCGCCGGGUUCGCUACACCCAGCGGGUGGACUACUGCAUCCAGCUGCCAGCUCCCAUAGAGGCGGCCACCAAUCGAGAGGAGCUGCUGGCAUAUGAUGCCAAGCGGAAGGAAGCUGAGGACAACAUGAGGGCUCCUCCUGAACCGGUGCGAGCGAGGAUCCCGUUCACUGCUUGUCUGCAAGCCUUCACAGAGCCGGAAAAUGUCCCUGACUUCUGGAGCUCAGCACUGCAGGCGAAGUCAGCUGGAGUCAAAACUUCCAAGUUCGCCUCCUUCCCAGAGUAUCUGAUUCUGCAAAUCAAGAAAUUCACAUUUGGUGUCGACUGGGUGCCAAAGAAACUUGACCUAGCCAUCGAUGUUCCAGACUUUCUGGACCUGAGCCGGCUCCGAGCUGCAGGACUACAGGCGGGUGAAGAGGAACUGCCGGAUCUUAUGCCUCCCAUAGUGCUGCCUGAAGACACCAGAGAUAACUCCAUGAGCUCCUCAGACUCCCCCGAGAUAGACGAGGCCGCCGUUAUGCAGCUGGCGGAGAUGGGCUUUCCACUGGAGGCCUGCAGGAAAGCGGUGUACUACACCGGAAACAUGGGCCCCGAAAUGGCUUUCAACUGGAUCAUAGCUCACAUGGAGGAGCCUGACUUUGCAGAGCCCCUCGCUCUGCCCACCAUGAUGGAUCCGGGUCCUUCCACCAGUGACAGCCCCAUGGGGGCCACUCCGCUGGAUAACUCGCCCCCUGAGGAGAGCGUCUCCAUCCUCACGUCAAUGGGCUUCCCCCGCAACCACGGCAUCCGCGCACUCAAAGCCACGAACAAUAAUCUUGAACGUGCACUCGACUGGAUCUUCAGCCACCCAGAGGAGGAGGACAGUGACGCCCUGUCAGACAUGGCUGACACCGAGCCCAACGACAACGCCUUCUCCAACGCCAACUCGCACAGCGACUCCACGCUGUCUCCCGACAGAGACGCGCCGGGCCCUCGAGUCAAAGACGGACCAGGACGAUAUGAGCUCUUUGCCUUCAUCAGCCACAUGGGAGCAUCCACAAUGUCUGGACAUUAUGUUUGUCACAUCAAAAAGGAGGGCAGGUGGGUGAUCUACAACGACCACAAAGUGUGCUUGUCGGAAAGGCCUCCAAAAGACUUGGGCUACAUCUACUUUUACCACCGACUGUCCAGCAGUUAAAAUCGCCGGCCCCCUCCUCCCUGCAAUCUUUAAAUAGCCUCAGUCUUUCGCCCAGAAGACUGACAGACACUCGUAAUGACAGCGGCGGUGGAAAUGAUGGAGGGAACCUGUCAGACCAGCUGCUUGCCUUACUGUGAUAUCAUUCAGGAGCUACUAGGAACACUGGUCAGGAAGGGAAAGCGAUGUGCUUUUUGUGCACUGAAGGAGGGAUGCGUGCAAUUUUUA
Messenger RNA from Menidia menidia (Atlantic silverside), 3121 nucleotides. NCBI's taxonomy places the organism in Eukaryota, Metazoa, Chordata, Actinopteri, Atheriniformes, Atherinopsidae. The record is from the annotation of a GenBank genome assembly.